AUGCAGCUAGGCAGCCUCCUCAUCCUGGUGGCCACCAUGACUGCAGUCCAUGUGAAUGGACAGAAUGUGGACAGUACGCAGAGAAGCCAUCCCACCAGUGUGCAGGGGAGGCUCUUGACUGGCACUUGGAUGGAACAGGCGGAGAAUGAACUGAAGAACAGCCUGCUGAAGCUGCAGAAGCUGAAGGAGCACAUUCAGACCAUCUUAGGGUCAGAGCUUCAGCAGGCCCAGGAAAACAUGGUCCAAAACCACAGGACCUCCAUACUGCAGCUGGGCACCAGCCUUCUGGAGGAGUCCACGGCCCAGACCCUCAAGCUCACGGACAUACAGGCUCAGGUGAGGAACCAGAUGUCACGCAUGGAGCACCAGAUGCUGGAAGCUUUGCAGACCACUGACAAGCUGGAGAAGCAGCUCCAGGCACAGAUACGUGAGCUGCACAAUCCCAGUAGGGACCUGGAGACUCAGCAAAGGGCCCAGCUGGUUGGCCUCCACAGCUUGAAGGAGCAGCUGCAGCAGCUGCUGGAUCUCCAAAGCAGCACAUUUUCCAGUGUCCAGCACAACCUGCAAGCUGCCAGCAACAGCUCCAGCCAACUGCAGCAGAAGCAGGGUCAGCUCCUGGAGAACCUGCAGCAGCUCAUGAGCUUGGUGGAUCAGGGUCCAGGUCCGGUUGUGCUGGAGUACCAGGACUGUGACAAGAUCCACAGGUCAGGGGUCAAUGUUGACGGCAUCUACACCAUCCUCGUGCCCAAUGUGCAGGAGCCCAAAAGGGUGUUCUGUGUGAUGGACCCCGAUGGAGGAGCCUGGACCGUCAUCCAGCGUCGGGAGAAUGGCACAGUGAAUUUCAACCGGAACUGGCAGGACUACAAGCAGGGCUUCGGCGAUGCAGCUGGGGAGCACUGGCUGGGCAAUGAGGCCGUGCACCACAUUGCCAGCAGCGCAAAGUACUCUCUGCGUGUGGAGGUGGAAGACUGGGAUGGCAACACAUUCUCUGCUGACUUUGGGCAUUUCCAGCUGGGCAGCGAGGAGCAGUUUUACAGGAUUUUUCUGGACAAGCACAGUGGUGUGGCAUCACUCCAGGGCCAUCUGAUCCUUCAUAAUGGCAACUUCAGCACUCGCGAUGCAGACCAUGACCAAUGCUCCUGCAAUUGUGCAGUGACAAUGUCUGGAGGGUGGUGGUUUGAUGCCUGUGGUGCCUCCAACCUCAACGGCAUCUACUACCCAGCUGGCCGGCACUUGUACAAGAUCAAUGGCAUCCGCUGGCCCCACUCUGCUGGACCCAUGUAUUCACUUCGUGCAACCCGCAUGAUGAUCCGGCCCUCGGCCAGCUAG
This is a messenger RNA of Octodon degus (degu), 1329 nucleotides long. It is a transcript of the gene Angpt4, whose product is annotated as angiopoietin 4. Lineage: Eukaryota; Metazoa; Chordata; Mammalia; Rodentia; Octodontidae. The record is from RefSeq and is a predicted model, not a curated record. Gene Ontology annotation, molecular function: receptor tyrosine kinase binding. The transcript has 9 exons. Bases 1 to 1329 code for a protein of 442 amino acids. Gene Ontology annotation, biological process: signal transduction.